This is a messenger RNA of Trypanosoma conorhini, 441 nucleotides long. RefSeq names its product 60S ribosomal protein L28. Gene Ontology annotation, cellular component: cytosolic large ribosomal subunit; ribosome. The coding region runs from base 1 to 441 and encodes 146 amino acids. Gene Ontology annotation, molecular function: structural constituent of ribosome. Gene Ontology annotation, biological process: translation. The transcript has a single exon. The record is from RefSeq and is a predicted model, not a curated record. Lineage: Eukaryota; Euglenozoa; Kinetoplastea; Trypanosomatida; Trypanosomatidae.
AUGACGCACUCCACCGAUCUUCAGUGGCUGGUGGUUCGCCAGAACAGCAAGUUCCUUCAGAAGCGCAACGGCAUCCGCCUCAGCAGCGAUCCCUUCAACAACAACGCGAACUGGACGAAGCGCCACGCCGGCUUCCUGAACACGAAGGCCGCCGUGGUGAAGACGAAGGGCGACCGCAUCGUCGUGACGACGAAGAACGGCGAGGCGGGCAACAAGCCCAAGUCGAUGUACCAGAAGGCCGUGAUGGACGCCGGCGUGAAGGCCUCCGCUGUGAGCAAGGCCGUCGCCGCGGUGCGCCCCGACCUCGCCAACGUGGCCUUCCGCCGCGCACGCAAGAUGGCGUUCACGGUGAACCACAUGAACAAGGUGCGUGCCGCCCGCAAGGAGCGCUCGUCGAAGAUCACGUUCCAGCGCAAGUCCGUCCGCCCCAAGCGCCACUGA